AUGCAAGUCCUAUCAAACGCGCGUGGACUCACCAGGAUUUUAAAGCCUCAAAUUCUCCUCAACUCAGUACCCUCAGAUCACAAAUUAAUCAUCUAUUCUCAAUGUCAAAGCCUCCACUCUUACUCCUCGCGCUCCCUCCCCUCCUCAGGAAAUUAUUGUUUCGCAACGGUGCGAGAUCUAAUGUACUCUAGGACAUCAAAGGGUUCGUUUUGUACUGCGAGUGGUGGAGAGAGCACUGCAACAGAGGCUGUGAAGAAGAUUUAUGAUGAUAUUAUUGACUCGGUGAAUGUUAGACGCACAAUGGCGCCGAAUGCAUGGUUGUGGUCAUUGAUUGAGAAUUGCAAGACCCGUGAGGAUAUUAAGCUUCUUUUUGAUGCUUUGCAAAAUCUCCGAAGAUUUAGAUUGUCAAAUCUUCGAAUUCAUGACAAUUUUAAUUGCAAUCUUUGCCGCGAAGUUACUAAAGCAUGUGCUCGUUUGGGUGCUGUUGACUUCGGAAAGAAGGCCUUGUGGAAUCAUAAUAUGUAUGGACUGACUCCAAGUGUUGCAUCUGCUAACCAUUUGCUGUUGUAUGCUAAGCAUCAUAAUGAUGUCAAACUCAUGGUUGAAGUAAUGAAACUUCUGGAAAGGAAUCACAUCCCAUUACAGCCCAGUACCGCGGAUCUUGUUUCCAGCAUCUGUUACAAUUCUGAUAAUUGGGAGUUGAUUUCUAAGUAUUCAAGAAAGUUUCUCAAGGCUGGGGUAAAACUGCGCAGACAUGCAUUUGACCUAUGGAUGGAUUUUGCUGCCAAAAGAGGAGAUACCGAAUCAUUAUGGAAAACUGAGAAGGUUAGAUCCGAGUCGAUGAAGCAGCACACUCUUGUGAGUGCGUUUUCAUGUGCUAAGGGUUUAAUACUAGAAGGCAAGCCUCUGGAUGCUGCUGCUGUUAUUCAAGUCCUUGAUCAGACAUUACCUGACACCAAGAAGUCAGGUAUGGUGGUUGAACUUCAGAAGUUAGUAAAUGAAUGGCCUAUGGCUAUUGUCAAACACCAGAAAGAGGAAAAUAGGAAGGCACUAGCUGCUGUAUUAAAAUCUGGCAUUCCUGCAAUGGUUAAUGGUCUACCAAACAUGGGCGUGGAGGCGAAAGUAAAUUUGGAAGACCUAGCAAUUAAGGAAGAAAUCCCAUGCUAAAAUGUCUAGGACAUGGACAAUUGAGCAUGGAAAUAUGAACCUUAAGAGAGAAACAACCGUGUCAGAACUCUGGGAGCAGCAAUUCAAUAAUCACCUCUUUAUGCAGGACCAAGCUGGAGCUCAAUUGUUAGCAUCUCUGGACUUGUAACAAAAAAUUUGUUAUCUUUCAUAACAGUACGUUAAGAAUCAAUGUUCAUACAGUAAUUUUCUAAAUUCAGAAUCGAUUGGAGGAACCAAAGAAAGUUUCAGACUAGAUUGUUUUGUAGGAUAUUCAUUCGAUCUCCAUGUUCAAGAGACAAUUUUGUAGCUUCUAGUUUAUAUCUCAGAUGAACCUGGCGGUACAGCAUUUAUGGAUGUCCCUCGUCGCAGAUUCUAUUCUAA
Molecule: messenger RNA, 1548 nt
Organism: Populus trichocarpa (black cottonwood)
Lineage: Eukaryota; Viridiplantae; Streptophyta; Magnoliopsida; Malpighiales; Salicaceae
Exons: 11
Coding region: 1-1167 (388 amino acids)
Molecular function (GO): protein binding
Source: RefSeq, a predicted model, not a curated record